GUGUGUGUGUGCGCGCGCGCGUGCGUGGUUCGUUCGUUCUGUCUCCAGGCUAGUGGCUAAGUACUGAGGGCUUCAUCUAUCUAAAAGGAGUCAUUUCCAUCUGAAUGUGGCAGCACCGGGACACAGCAGCAGAGCGUCCACAUCCAGAAGGCUGGAGCCAUGUUUCACUGACAGGCUGUCAGACUAAAGCCCUGAUGAGCUCAGCUGGGACAAACUGGUCUGAUGUUUAGGAACACAGAACGUUCAGAUGUUGGACCUUCACUUCACCUACUGAGGAAGGAGACCCACCAGUAAAGAGAUGGUAGCUGGACCAGACCAAAAAUAUGGCGAUGACAUCAUUGAACUGGUCUUUGGAAAAGUUUUCCCUGAACCAACUCCGUUUCUAGAUGAGGUAGAGAAGACCUGCAUCUCACCAACCCUCUGAUCUCAGUUUUCAGACAACAGAGGUCUCCCACUGUUAUCCAGGACCAGUUUGAAGCCCACAUACUGCCCCUCCCUCAUCAUCAGGAAACAUCAAUCCGUAUCCUGAGGACAACAGAAGACGGCAGGAGGACAGGAACUCUGAGACCUAGAUACCACCAGCACCGAGACACAAAGCACCUGUGUGCACAACGCCUGUUUAACUACUAAAGCCUGUUUAUUAUAUUGUUCUACUUAUUUGCUGUGAGGUGAAUACUUAGAAAAUUUGUAUAUUAAUGUAAACAAUUUAAAAAAUCACUGAUUGUAUGUUUUCUUUUAGAUGUAAUGGUCCAAACUCAGCCUUGUAGACAUUUAUUGCAUCCUGUAGGUAAAUACACAGAACAGGCUCAGAUCCAGGAUGACCCAGCAUGCUCUUCUUCCAUUCUGGCUGUUAGGGAUUGUAUCAAUAACUCAAUGCCUACUGAUGUUUCCACCUAACGGUAUUUAUUUAGAAUGCAGGUAAGAUUUAACUAUGUUUGUUAGCAAAGCAGACUGAUCUUGGGAAUUUCACUGCAGCACUGAUGUCCACCUCUCUGUACACAUUAGAGAGAAUUACCACUUUACAGCAAAACACACAUUUAAUAAAGAUAUAGGCUACACAUUGCAGACAAUUAAAAAGUUGUAAGCAUUAGAAUUAUAAUGAUCACAUUAAAGAACAUUUGGAGGAAUGUUCUUUAUUUGUCACUAGAAUCUCAAAUCUUUAAAUUAAAAUGUAACUGCUUUUUAUCCAUUUUCAGCCAUUAAGACACCCAAUAUUAAAUAAGACUACUUAUAAAAUUAUUUAUAAUUAUAUGUAUGUAUAUAUAUAGAUAGAGAUCUUAAUAAAAUAUAUUCUUUUAAUGGUGUUUUAAUGAGCUGUAUCAUUUUUUAAAACAUUUUUUAUAGAAAUAAAUAAGCAAGCAGCAUUCCUUGUGUGUGUGUGUGUGUGCGCGCGCGCGUGCCUGCUGCUUGUCCUUCCGUCGGCCGUGACGGGUGUGUGUGUGUGUGCGCGCGCGCACGUGCCUGCUCACUUGUCCUGUCGGCCGUGACGGAUGUGUGUGUGUGUGUGCGCGCACGUGCCUGCUCACUUGUCCCGUCGGCCGUGACGGAUGUGUGUGUGUGUGUGCGCGCACGUGCCUGCUCACUUGUCCCUCCGUCGGCCGUGACGGGUGUGUGUGAGUGACUACAGACAAAUGCAUGAGAGAGUUAGCAGCCUUGAAACAGCUUGAUGAACUACUCUCCCCACAUGUUUUAAAAAUGCUAAUAUGCUACGCUAAAUCUGCUAUGCUAAAUAAUGAUUUCUCUAUAGAACUACAAAGUCCGACUGGGGGAGGAGAGUACAGGUCUGCACUAUGGAGGGGGGGCGGAGUUUACAGCUCCUCCUCCAGUUUAAAGAGACAGUACCCCAAAACGGCUCGUUCUCAAGACUCUCCUCAGAACAGGGGUAGAUGAGGGUCUGUAGAGCAACAAUAAUGAGGAAAUCAGACCAAAGAACUGCAGUUCCACUGUAUUUAGACCCCAACUGAAGGAUUUAGAUGUAAAAAGGAAUAACUUAAAAGCAUGUUAUGUCUCCUUUAAAAAGAAGCUUAUAAGGUUGAUACAUAUAUUUUAUAAAAGAAGCUUAUAAGGUAGAUACAUAUAUUUUCAACAGCUUGGUUGAAGGUUGCAUUCCCACGUACUUGGUACCACUGGACCUGCUCAAAGAUAGUUUGACAGCUGCUACCCCCUCUACUGUACACCUUUCACAAAUCUGCCUAGCGUACAGCCUAGGCAGUGCAAUUCCCAUUCAUGUUGAUGCAGAAAAUUAGAACUCGGUUUCCUGUUAAAUGUUCCCAUAAUUGUGACACCUCACAUCUAUAGGCUUAAGUCUCUGCUAAACGUUGGUAUUUAAAAGGACGGUUGACAUUUCCACCUUGAACUAGAAACCUGGCACUUCAUCAUCCCAACCUCGAACAGCAUGACUCAGAGAUUGGGAUCAUGGACGCUUUCCAGGGUUAUAACUUUACCAUCGAUUUAGAAAUUGACCAACAAUUGCUGAUUGAAGGAACCAAACUUGUUAAGUUCACACAAACCCCGCGUGAACUUACUCUGACACCCAUGAAUAGAUACCCAAGACGCUACAUAGACACAGAUUAUAUGAAAAUAUAUUCUCAUAUGAGCUCUUUUAUAUUAGUAUAAGCUCUUUUAUAUGAACAAAUAUGUUUCUCUCACUUAUGCUCCUUAUAUAUUAUCAUGAAUACAUUAUUAUAUGCCUUUUCUUGGAAUCUUGUUAUAAUAUCGAAAACCUCUCUGUGCCUUUUCUGCUCAAGCUGAACAGCUGCAUGUUUUCCCCUGCACAGAAAAGGGAGUGAAAGUGUUCCUUCCUUCAGUUCCUCAAUACAAGAACAACUGUCUUUGUUAGCAAAGGAUGUUGCAGGAUGUGUCCUGGUCAUCUCAAGGUUGCAUGUCCUUGGGAUGAAUUGGUCUUUCAUUAACAAGGCUAUUAGCUGACGUGCGUCUGCAGGUGCAGAUGGCAGAAUUACGUGUGUGUAUGGCAAACUGCGUAUGUUACAUUCCUGUGCUUUUCAAUAAAAAUCAGCCGUUUCAGCAGAACGGCGAGAGUCUGUCCGAAGCAACUGUCAGGAGCAGAUCGCGGGACCUGCUGGAAGUUGCAAGGCUCUCCCCCUCUCGAGCGGUGAAACAGUGACUGGACUUCUCUGAUCAUUUGUCUCCACAUUCUACCAACUCAAAAGGUGUUUAACUCCAUCUUCUCCGUACCUGUGCUUGGUCUAACAGAAGAAAGACCAACAAAAUUUGGCGUCAUGAACAGGAUUUUUUCUUUUUGAAGAAAAAGGAGUUUUUGGAGGACGAUUUGACCAACCGACCCAGCGAACGAUCUUGGCACAAAACACCGCGGUGAAAAACUAAGGUAAGCAGGCCUUAUUUUCUAAAAUCUGCUCAUUGGAUUUAUCCAAAGCCUUUGUGUCCAGAAUCAUAGUAGCUGUGGUCCUUAAAUAAUAGUUGGAGAAGAAAGUGGAGGCAAGUGCAGAAAAAAUAAGAGAUUUUUGUAAUGGUUUAAUGGUAAAAUAAGAUAAGGAUUUUUUACAAUGGUUUAAUGAUAAAUGAGAUAAGGAAAUAGUACAGAAGAGGGGUUGGAGGCCCAGGGUUAUUAGAAAAGCCCUAAAAUCCAUUUUCCAGGUCGUGGCUGACCACACUAUUUGCUGACGAGUGAAUAGAAAAUAUAACGAGGUUAUAUAACGCUUGGCUAGGAUUCCAUAGGGGUGGGAACCCUAAAAGUCCACAGGUCGAGGACCUGGUUCGGGUUAAGGCCCUGGGAGGCUAAAGAGAGCUCCCUAAAUUUUAAAGCACAGGUCGAGGACCUGGUUCGGGUUAAGGCCCUGGGAGGCUAAAGAGAGAGCUCCCUAAAUUUUAUAGCACAGGUCGAGGACCUGGUUCGGGUUAAGGGCAUGGGAGGCUAGAGAGAGAGCUCCCUAAAUUCUAAAGGUCGAGGACCUUUGCAUGAGAUGAGAAAAAUGUUCUAAGGUAACUGUUUUUGCAUGAAAUGAGCAAUGUUUUUAACUGUUUUUGCAUGAACUGAGCAAUGUUUUUAACUGUUUCUGCAUGAAAUGAGCAAUGAUGUUAUGAAACUGUUUUUUUUUUUUACACAAAACACACGCUAUAGUUGGAGAACACGCUGUAUGAAUGUCAAGUCUCAAUCAGCUUUGUCGGUAAAACAGAUGGAGCUGACUGAUUAACUUGAAUUACAUAAUAAAAGAGACAGAAUAAACUCCAAAUGAGAGUGAAUAAGUCUCUUUAGGCUUAGCAAACAUAUUAUCUGCUCUCACAAGUGCAGAUAGUAAGGAUAAGUGUAAAAACACAUAGAUUUUUCAUAUCACAGCUAAUAGGGAUUAGUUGAAUAAGCGGUGAUCACCACACCCACCGCAGUUAAGAUGGGUAAUGAAUGAAUGAACUGUACUAACAAAUUGUAUGUGUAAGUGAGAGAAAUACAGCGCGCCUUUGUGGAUGCUCUAGGCAAGAUUUCCUCACCUGAAAUACGGUUGAAGAAGGAAAUACCACAAAGGUCAUUGGCACUGUCUCACUAAUUAAUACUGGUGAGUUAGAGCCCCCUAUGGGCUAAAACCCUCAUCAGUCCAAAUUGUCACCAAAAUUAGCAACAUACUAACAGAAUGAUGGAAAAAGAAUAUGAUUGUGGAACGGAGGAUGAUGGAUGGGGACCUAAUGACAUUCUGAGUACAUUGGGAGAGCAAUUAGCUUGCAUAGAGACUGUAAUAAAUAUGACAAGCAGCCCAGUUGAAGCCACGAGAAAUAAGGUUUUAUUGAGAAAGUCAGCAGAAAAGGCGAUGAAGGAAAAAGGAGUAGAUGUUAACAGCAGAGGAAACUGGAGCAAGAUUUGGGAAGUGAAGGCUGCAGAAGCGAGAGAAAAAAGGCAGGAAGCUGCAGAGACUCUGAGGGAAGCUGGAGUGUUGGCAAGAAAGAAAGUAAAAAGUGAGGUUGACAAGCAGGCAGCUCGUGUGAGUAACUACAUGCAGUGGAUAAUGUUAUGGAACGCCGCCAGGCCUAAUAUGAAGAGAGUAAAAAAGGAGAAUAAAUCUCCACCUCCUUACUCUUCUGCUGCUCCGACAGCUGGAAUGUAUCCAUUAAUUAAAGUUACAAGCGGUACAUUGGACAUUCAGCCUGAAGUUCCGCUUGAUAAUAUGAGUGAGUGGUCAAGUGUAACUAUGACAUCAGGAUCAGACGUUAAAGUCAGGCCCUCAGCCCCUGAGACACAUAAUCCUUUUCUGAUAAGCAAUGAAACAUUAAACAGCAGUCCUUCUGCGAACAACUCAGCUGCACCAUUCGAAUUAAGAGCUAAACGACAGGACAUAGAUAACUCACAAAAACAAUUCACCACUCCCUACUUCAGUCAGGGCCUGGUCGCACCUGACUACAGCACGGGUAUGAGCUCCCAUGCUCCCCCUCCAGCGCCUUGGGUAAACUGCCCACCAGUAUGGCCUAAAGCACCAGAUCAAAAGCAAACACCAAUUUUUGCAUCCUCCCAAUUAAAGGGUGAAGAGCAGGAAGACCCUAAUAAAAGUGUAGUGGUUAAGAUGGUUCUGGUAGGGCAUGAAUCAUCUGAUCCCCCUCCAGCAGCCAGUCAGAGUCAUGAAUCUCUCCUAGAGGAGGAAUGGCCAGAGCCGCCCACUAAGGAAGAGUUUGGGGGAGAAGGGGAUUUGCUUUCCCGCCCUCAAUCCCCAGAACCAGAAAGAAGACACAGUAGGUCCAUGGGACCACCCACUUACCAAUUACCCCUGGUGCAGAAUAAACCCAACGCCCAGAAAGUCUAUCAGCCGUAUUCCCUUGGGGACAUUCAGGCUUUAAUAGAUAAAUUACCAGACAUACAGGAGGGUGGAAAUACUUGGCUCUCAGACUUUGACACCCUCACUGCUGGACAGGAUCUUGCAUUGGGAGACUUCAGAGCAGUAAUCACUAGAUGCACGUCACGCUCACAGGCGGAGGCCUUAGAGAAGGAUGCUGGCACAACUCGUGAUUCUAAUUCUGUACCUCUCGGUAGAGUGAUAGCUCAAUUAGGCCCAGCAGUUAGAAGGAUGUUUCCGCUGAAAGAUAGCAGCUCAAUGUGCAAAUUUAAAUGGGAUGCUAAACAAAAUCCCUCAAUUUACCUGAACCAAGCCAUUGACACCUGGGUGGCCCAAACUGGCCAACACCCAUCCAAAUGGGGCACGAGUAGUAUGUGGUUUAAAAAUGCAGUCCUGAAAGGAGUCCCUGACUUGGUGACUCAGAAAAUGGAAGACAACCCUGAUUUGCAGGAUUGUGAUUUUAGCAAGUGGAAAAAACAUCUUAUUUUUAACCUUAAUAAAAUGCAGGUAAAGGAAGAAAAAGACUCUGAUGACUUGGAAGAUUUACAAAAACAAUUGCUCAGGGUCCAAUUACAAGCCGCAAAAAAGACUUUAGGAGAAAAGGGGGACAAGGUUAAGAAACAAAUGGUUGCGUCCACAGCCACACCCCCACCACAGCAGACACUCCCUGAUCAGGUUUCACCUAUAGCUUGGCAGCCGCAGACACCAUAUUCAGGGCAGCCACAGCCACAAUAUUCAGGGCCAUAUGUAAACACACCCAACCCAUAUGCUGCCCAGCGACCACCUUUUACUGGUCGAACCAGAGGCGGUUUCAGGGGAAGGGGACAGUGGAGGCCAGUAGGCGGCAAAGGGGGACCACGUGCUCAAGACAUUUGCUACAACUGUGGUCAACCAGGACAUUGGUACAGGAACUGCCCCUUGCCAUACAGCCCACAAAAGGAAGGUCAAGGCAGAGGCACCUUUUCAGGAAGAGGAGGGCCUACCGGACCCCACACCCAGAUGCCAAUGAUGGGCUGGGAACAGUGGGAGGGUGGUCCAAGACAAUAGGACGC
Molecule: messenger RNA, 6844 nt
Organism: Nothobranchius furzeri (turquoise killifish)
Lineage: Eukaryota; Metazoa; Chordata; Actinopteri; Cyprinodontiformes; Nothobranchiidae
Source: RefSeq, a predicted model, not a curated record